Molecule: messenger RNA, 264 nt
Organism: Rotaria sp. Silwood1
Lineage: Eukaryota; Metazoa; Rotifera; Eurotatoria; Philodinida; Philodinidae
Source: the annotation of a GenBank genome assembly
AUGCACCGAACCCGAACUCGGGUUCGGAGUUCAGACCGAACGGUUCGGGGUUCGGGUUCGGGUUCGGGUUCGGUCUUAGGGUUCGGUGUCAGGGUUCGGGUUCGGGGUUCGGGUUCGGGUUCGGGUUCGGUCUUAGGGUUCGGUGUAAGGGUUCGGGUUCGGAGUUCGGGUUCGGGUUCGGGUUCGGGUUCGGGUUCGGGUUCGGGUUCGCGUUCGGGUUCGGGUUCGAGUUCGGGUUCGGGUUCGGGUUCGGGUUCGGGUUGA